Messenger RNA from Suillus subaureus, 648 nucleotides. RefSeq lists its product as uncharacterized. The record is from RefSeq and is a predicted model, not a curated record. The coding region runs from base 1 to 648 and encodes 215 amino acids. NCBI's taxonomy places the organism in Eukaryota, Fungi, Basidiomycota, Agaricomycetes, Boletales, Suillaceae. The transcript has 12 exons.
AUGGAUCUUAUGAUGGAGGGAAAGCUUGAUGGUGGGGCUUGCAUGUGGACUACUGGUGUUGAGUGGUUGAUUGGUGAUGCUGCCAAUAACCAGGUUACCAUGAGUGAAAUGCUGCAACCUGUGACUGGCAGCAAGUUGGUUUCACAAGUGGCUGCCAUGCUCAAAGACAGCCCUAACCAGCUGGUGAAACACUUUAUCAUUAAUGUGAAUCACAACUUGAAGUAUUGGGCUUGCAUCAAAAAUGGUCUCAAGGAUAGAGCACAGGCACAUAAGUUUUCCAGUAUAAGCUGGGCAACACUCUCAUUGCAUACUUUGGAAGAUGAGCAGAAGCUAAUGUUAAGGACCUCACAUAUCAUUGGUAAUGGGGCAAUCUUCAGAACACAGAUGCUUAAUAAAGUGCUGCACACUAUUUGUGAUGGUCACUACAACCAAGGGGACAUCCUAAUGAAGUACACUAAGGCCAGUGUUCCUCCAGCUGGCCAGAGCAAGGCCAUGAUCCUGAAAUGCAUGGGAUUCACCUGUCUAAAGACAUGGUGUCUGGACCUCAUGGUGACUGAGGUCUUGGCCUUGCACUUUGCUGCAAUGUUUUGCAUGGCCUUUCCAGAAUUUUAUGAGGAAUACUGGAAGGCAUUUGAGGCAGGCAAAUAG